Messenger RNA from Marmota flaviventris (yellow-bellied marmot), 597 nucleotides. RefSeq names its product A-kinase anchoring protein 14 (gene Akap14). Gene Ontology annotation, molecular function: protein kinase A regulatory subunit binding. Lineage: Eukaryota; Metazoa; Chordata; Mammalia; Rodentia; Sciuridae. Gene Ontology annotation, cellular component: cAMP-dependent protein kinase complex. The record is from RefSeq and is a predicted model, not a curated record.
AUGGAUGCAUCUGAAAUACCCAAAAGUCGGAAGGUAAUGUUUUUGGGUAAGGAUUCUGAAACCAAUGCAACAACGUCUAUGAUGACAGCAAUGAUGGAGGACACACAAGACAAGAGAAAUGUGACCGAAGUAGCUCUGGCUCUGGUUGAGGAUGCCAUCGCUGUUGCCGUUCAGUUUGUGGAAGAAGCUAGAAACCCCAUCAAAAACAUCAAGUGGAUUACUCAUGGUGAAUUCACAGUAGAAAAAGGCCGUAAACAAAUUGAGAAGUUUGUUUUGCAGACUUGGGAGUACCAAAGCCGCUGGGUGCACCACACAGAGUUUAUAAAGAAGGAAGAGCUAAGUCACACCUUCCGCUAUAUCUACUGCGUGCGUUGGAGCAUCCCAACAGCUCAGGUACCCAUGCCGCGAGUCAGUGCCACUGCCUACUUCACCAUCAAGAUCAACAAAAGCAAACCUCCGGAUACACCCAUUGAUGUCUCUUAUAUUUUUGAGGGCCAUUCAUUAGUUCUAAGACCAGGAAUGGCUCACUUUCGAGAAGAAUGGCCAAGGGACAUUAUUGAGGCCAAAAAUCUUUUAAUGGAGUCAAUCACCUUCUAA